Messenger RNA from Bacidia gigantensis, 2694 nucleotides. RefSeq lists its product as uncharacterized. Bases 1 to 2694 code for a protein of 897 amino acids. Gene Ontology annotation, molecular function: protein binding. The record is from RefSeq and is a predicted model, not a curated record. NCBI's taxonomy places the organism in Eukaryota, Fungi, Ascomycota, Lecanoromycetes, Lecanorales, Ramalinaceae. The transcript is spliced from 2 exons.
AUGGCAGACCCCUUCAGCCUUGCUGCCAGCAUAAUUACUGUAGUGCAAGCUACCAGCUAUGCCAUCAAAUUCAUCGGAGAAGUCAAGGAUUCUUCCCAUGAAUGCUCAAAGUUGCUUGUAGAGCUGAGCAUGACAGCUGGAAUUUUGGAUAGUCUGAAAAAUCUGCUUGAGAGUGACUCGGAAAGCUCCUGGCUUGCAACUGCCAAAUCUCUCGCCAAACCCCAAGGUCCACUCAAGGAGUUUGGAGCACUUGUAGAAAGACUAAUUUCGAAGUUGAAGCCCGCCACUGGAUUGCGAAGAGCUGGUAAAGCUAUUGCUUGGCCGUUCAGGAGGGAAGAGGUGAAGGAUAUGCUGGCAACAAUCGAGCGUCAGAAAACCAUGUUUGUUCUCGCUUUGGAGUUGGACCACGUGGAGCUGUCCAACCGGCUAGACACCAAAAUCACUGAACUGACUGUACAAAUGAAAGACCUUCGACAUAGGGAUAUCAAUCAGGCAGCUGCGGAGACUAGAACCAAAAUCCUUAAUUGGUUGUCGCAACUUCAGCCACACAAAAAGCACAGCGACGUGUCCGAGAGGCGUCUGAAAGGGACUGGAGAAUGGGUAUUUGAUCACGAGCACUAUAAAAGAUGGUUCAGUGACGCAGCUGAAACGAGCACACUUUGGUGUCCAGGCAUUCCAGGAGCAGGAAAGACGAUCAUCUCGUCUCUCGUAAUUGAUAGACUUAGGCGCAACAAAGGACUUGACGUAGGCCUCGCCUUCUUCUACUGUGACUACCGAGAUAUUGACAACCAUACGACCGCAAACAUCAUUGCGAGCCUCACCAAGCAGCUAGCGCAUCAUCUUGAAAGCCUUCCCAUAUGUCUCACACAAUUGUUUAAUGACUGUGAUAGGGGACAGAGGAUACCAGAUGUGGAUGAGUUGGAAGAGGUCAUCCUUGAAGUCUGUAAAUCUUUCCGUCAAGUUUUCAUUGUUAUCGACGCACUAGAUGAGUGUGACGCCGCGAGAUAUCGACCUUCUUUGCUCAAGAUUCUUGCUUUACUGGAGAAACGAUCCGCGAAGCUUUUCAUCACUAGCAGGCCCUUCGCUGAUGAUAUUCGGAAAAGUUUCGGUCAAGGGCCUCAAAUCUCGAUAAGCGCACAACAAACAGACAUUAGAAGGUAUCUGCAAGAUCGCAUCAGUAACAAUGCUGCUGCCGAGGACAUUAUGGAAAGACGUCUUCAGGCAGAGAUUUUCUCAGUCAUUUCCGAAGGCGCUAAUGGCAUGUUUCUGCUUCCAGCUUUGCAAAUUCAAACUAUACUAGAUGAGACAACAAGAAAAGGCAUGCGCAAGGCUCUCAGAAAGAUGCCUAAGAGCCUGGACGCCACUUUUGGAGAGACCUUGAAACGACUUCAGCGGCAAUCAAGAGGCCGUUCUCAGCUUGGCCUCGAUACAUUGAUGUGGAUAUCACAUGCGAAGAGACCGCUCCGUGUUGAUGAGUUGCAGCAAGCAUUGGCAAUCGACGAUGAGGACACAUCGCUAGACACUGAGAACUAUGCCUCCGUCAGGCAUAUUGUAGAGUGCUGUCUGGGAUUGGUUACCAUCGACGAGGAGAGUUCAUCGAUCAGACUGGUUCAUUACUCGGUCCAAGAAUAUCUGCAAGAACACAAAGCUGAAAUCUUCCCCGAUGCCGAAAAAUCGAUUGCGGAGACAUGCUUGACUUUUCUUAGCUUCAAAGACUUCGAUGAUCAAUGCAAUAGAUUGACAUUAUUCGACACGAGGAUUCGAACAUAUCCAUUUCUUAUGUAUGCAGCGCAAAAUUGGGGUGUGCAUGCAAAACUUUCUCCUUGCAACACUUUACUGAGCCAGAUAAUGCGCUUCACGAACCUGGAGCUAAAUCUUUUUUCCGCCGAGCAGGCUUUCCAGGCUAAAUUCUGGUACAGAGACCCGUCUCAGCCAAGAAGAUAUGGUGCCGACUGGGAGAGAUGGUACGAAGAAACCCGGAGGCGGCAGACUGGCCUUCACGUUGCGUCCCGCUGGGGCCUUGAUGCUCUGGCCGUUCAUAUUCUGCAGGAAAGCAUUGACGUGAACGCUCGGAACAGUCGUGGAGAGACGGCAUUAUGGUGGGCGGUAAGAAACGAGCUCGAUAGUAUUGUGGAAAUGCUGCUCGACGCUCGGGCUGAUGGUAGCCUGUUCGAGACAAAGUAUGGCGAUACCCCGAUCAUCCUUGCAACAGCAUCGAACAACGAGAAGACAGUGCGAUUGCUGCUCAGAUCGCAAGUUGACUGCAACAAGGGCAACUCAUCUGCAGAGACGGCGCUGUACAAAGCCGCUGUCAACGAUAACCUGGUUAUCGUAAAAAUGCUCUUGGAUGCAGGUGCCCUUCCCAACGUCCAAUCACACUAUUCUCAAAGCGGUGGUAGGGUACUCCUACGUGCGGAACAGGCAGGUCAAAUUGAGAUUAUACUCACGCAAUUUGACAAAGACGGGGGAGGUGCCUCCGACUACAAUGGGAAAUCUGCUCUUCAAACGGCGCUUGAUAAUGACAAUAUCGAUAUUGUACGAGCAUUGGUAGACCAUGAUGUCACAAUGGAUCAAGGCCAACGGGAAAUCUAUGAAAAGCUUCUAGAAAGGGGAAAAGCUAGCUCCGGCAAGGUCGCUGAUCGCCGCAGUGACCUUUCAAAAGACCCCGAGAAUCGUGAGAAAUUCUCGUUUUAA